GAGGAAAUGUUAUUUCAAUCGACCUUGACGGCAAAAUGAAUUUUCUAUUAAUAAACUUAAGAACUAAUAGUCGAAUACCAAAUUCCUUACUUGUGAGCUACGUGCGGGGAUGUGAACUAAUUCCACAGACAAGAGAAAGGGCAUUUAGUUGUUGUAGAAAAUGUAAACCGUUUACGAGAAAUUUUUUAGUUUGUUCAAAUGUACCAGGUUCAAGUUCACAAUUAUCAGUGAUAAAACGACAAUUAUCCAAUAAGUCUAGAAGAACAACCUUUAAAAUACCAGAUGAACUGUGGGUCUUGCUUAUCGUAGGUAUGGGUGGUGUUGCAGUGUUUACAUUCACAUAUCAAAAGAAAAAAGAAAUAAAAGUAAAAAGAGGAUCUGACUUGCAAAUGAAGUUAGCAAAGGCAAAGCAAUACCUACAAAAUGAGGAGAAAGAAGAUGCUUAUGUUCUACUUAAAGAAGUCUUGAACAUGAUACACAAUGAUAUUGCCGAAAAACAAAGACAUGAUCCCUCAAAGAAAGGAAAGCGACCCUUUCACAAGGCCCUCAAAUAUGUACUGGAUCAGUCAGCGAAUCUGGCAAUUGAGUUGGAGAAGUGGGAUGAGGCCGAAUACUACCUUCGUCUAACAUUACAAGAAAUGCUUGCUACUGGGACAUCAAAAGAAGAUGAUGCUGUCAUAGAAAUUUCUUUGAAGCUAUCUCAAGCUUGUGAAAAUCAAAACAAGAAUGAUUUAGCCCUUGUAGGGUAUCAAUGGUGUGUAGACACAGCAGAGAACAAUAUUGACCAGGCAGAUGAGGCCGAUGAUAACAGCAAGGCUCUUCUAGGGCUAUGUCUAGAUGGUCUGGGCAUGUUUUAUCUUUCUCAUGGAGAGCCUGAAAAGGCUGCGGAAACCUUGGAAAAAGCCUUAGAAGUUGCAGAGGAGGUACUUGGACAAGAAGAUGACCAGGUACUUGUGAUAAUGAGCAAUCUUGCCAAAGCGUAUGCGGAAUCUCAGCGAUACGAAGAGGCUGAGACACUGGCCAUGAAGUCCAUCAAACUGGCCGACCAAACAGAAAGUUCUUUUAAGGCAUUUGUCUUGGCUAAUUUAGGACUUAUUUACCUUGAGGGAGGUAAAGUCAAGCGAGCAAAGAAAGCAAUGAUCAAAGCCUUUAGAAUGGCAGACGAGUCAGACGAUGAUGUAGUUAAAGACAUGAUUAAAGACAGUACAAUGAAACUGGAUAUUAAUGUAUGAUGCAGAGCUAUUUCUGGUCCUUUUUUCACGUGCUUAGCAGCUCAAGGAAAUGGAAAAUAGAAUGAAAAUGGAAGGGAAAGAAAGGGAAGAGGAGUAAACGCCUCCCCUUGACCAUUCCCCUAAGCCAUUAAGCAGGUGACUAUACAGUUAAUAUUUAAGAAUCUUUGGUUUUGUUUAACUAUACAUUUUUAAAAGACAAAUUAAAAUUUGUUCCUUAGAAGUUUAUUGAUUUAGCUAGAAAUAAAGGUAUUAGGUAUUUAUACAUUAUGCAAUCUGCAUUACGAUCUUAAAUCUGAAGGUGGCAGACGUUGCUGCCCAAACAUGUCAUCCAAACUAAAAAGUGUCGUGUUCGUUAUAAAAAUGAAAAAAACUUGAUGAUGUAGCUUAUUCUGGUUUUAAAUAAAACUGCAGACAGCA
Molecule: messenger RNA, 1649 nt
Organism: Actinia tenebrosa (Australian red waratah sea anemone)
Lineage: Eukaryota; Metazoa; Cnidaria; Anthozoa; Actiniaria; Actiniidae
Product: tetratricopeptide repeat protein 19, mitochondrial
Biological process (GO): mitochondrial respiratory chain complex III assembly
Cellular component (GO): mitochondrial inner membrane
Molecular function (GO): protein binding
Source: RefSeq, a predicted model, not a curated record